Helianthus annuus (common sunflower) is the source of this 633-nucleotide messenger RNA. RefSeq lists its product as uncharacterized. The transcript has a single exon. Bases 1 to 633 code for a protein of 210 amino acids. Lineage: Eukaryota; Viridiplantae; Streptophyta; Magnoliopsida; Asterales; Asteraceae. The record is from RefSeq and is a predicted model, not a curated record.
AUGUCAUCAUUAACUGGUGUUCAGGUUUCGACUGUUAAGGAUCGAUGGAAAUGGAGCGCCAAUUCGGCAGGUUUGUUUUUAGUGAAAACCGUGAAAAGGAUGUUGAAAGAGGAAGUUGUGCAGGAUAACUCUUUUGUAAUAGACUGGUGUAAAUGGGUUCCUGCCAAAGUCAACAUACACACUUGGAGGAUGGAGAUGGAUAGAGUCCCUACGGCUGAAGCAUUAAAGAAAAGAAACGUUGGUAUUGGAGAUUCUAUAUGCCCUAUGUGUAACUCGGAAGAAGAAACAGUCGAACAUGUGUUUAGUGCUUGCUUUAUAGCCUCGAAUGUUUGGAAUGGAAUCAGCUCAUGGGUUAAAAUUCCCAAUAUUUACGCCUUCUCUCUCAAGGUCCUCCAUACUUUCUACAAAGACCUCAAUUUGUCGGAGAAGAAGAAGGACGCGAUGCAAGGUAUUUUAAUGAUCGUUUGCGGGAGCCUGUGGCGUGCUAGGAACAAUGCCAAAUUUUCUAAUUCUCCUAUUAGAAUAGAUAGUAUUCUUAGCGAGAUUAAAGCUUUGGGUUUUUUAUGGUUUUCUAACAGAUCGAAACACAAAGGGUUGGAGUGGAGGGAGUGGACUUCUUUUGUAAAUAUGUAA